Messenger RNA from Saccharomyces cerevisiae S288C, 1527 nucleotides. RefSeq names its product aspartyl protease (gene YPS3). The record is from RefSeq and is marked reviewed. Bases 1 to 1527 code for a protein of 508 amino acids. The transcript has a single exon. Gene Ontology annotation, molecular function: aspartic-type endopeptidase activity. Gene Ontology annotation, cellular component: plasma membrane. Gene Ontology annotation, biological process: proteolysis. NCBI's taxonomy places the organism in Eukaryota, Fungi, Ascomycota, Saccharomycetes, Saccharomycetales, Saccharomycetaceae.
AUGAAACUUCAAUUGGCGGCAGUGGCUACAUUAGCAGUCUUAACUAGUCCGGCAUUCGGUAGAGUACUUCCCGAUGGGAAAUACGUCAAGAUUCCCUUCACAAAAAAAAAGAACGGCGACAAUGGUGAACUCAGCAAGAGAUCGAACGGCCAUGAAAAAUUUGUACUAGCUAACGAGCAAAGCUUUUAUUCUGUUGAGCUAGCCAUUGGUACACCUUCACAAAACCUCACUGUGCUGUUAGACACAGGCUCAGCUGACUUAUGGGUUCCUGGCAAGGGAAACCCCUACUGCGGUUCUGUGAUGGACUGUGACCAGUAUGGCGUGUUCGACAAGACCAAGUCGUCCACGUUCAAAGCCAACAAGUCCUCGCCUUUUUAUGCCGCUUACGGUGACGGAACCUAUGCAGAAGGUGCAUUUGGUCAAGAUAAAUUAAAGUACAACGAAUUAGACCUCAGUGGUCUAUCGUUUGCCGUGGCCAACGAAUCUAACUCAACCUUUGGUGUGCUCGGGAUCGGCCUUUCCACGCUUGAAGUCACCUAUUCUGGAAAAGUCGCUAUUAUGGACAAGAGAAGCUACGAGUAUGAUAACUUUCCCCUGUUCCUAAAACAUUCUGGAGCCAUCGAUGCAACCGCAUACUCUCUUUUCCUAAAUGACGAGUCACAGUCCUCCGGCAGCAUCCUCUUCGGCGCUGUAGAUCACAGCAAGUACGAGGGCCAACUGUACACUAUCCCGUUGGUUAAUCUUUAUAAGUCGCAGGGUUAUCAGCACCCGGUGGCGUUCGAUGUCACUUUACAGGGCUUAGGACUGCAAACCGACAAGCGCAACAUCACAUUGACCACCACCAAGCUCCCAGCCCUACUCGAUUCAGGCACAACGCUAACAUAUCUGCCCUCCCAGGCAGUGGCUUUGCUAGCAAAGAGCUUGAAUGCCUCGUAUUCCAAGACAUUGGGUUAUUAUGAGUACACGUGUCCCUCGAGCGACAACAAAACCAGCGUGGCCUUCGACUUCGGUGGCUUCCGUAUCAACGCUCCUCUAUCCGACUUUACUAUGCAGACCAGUGUGGGGACCUGUGUCUUGGCAAUAAUUCCACAAGCGGGCAACGCCACCGCUAUCCUUGGUGAUUCCUUCUUGAGAAACGCCUACGUGGUCUACGAUUUGGAUAACUACGAGAUUUCCCUAGCUCAAGCCAAGUAUGGCACGGGGAAAGAGAACGUCGAAGUCAUCAAAUCUACCGUUCCCAGUGCAAUAAGGGCCCCCAGUUACAACAACACUUGGUCUAACUACGCCUCCGCCACGUCCGGUGGUAAUAUUUUUACCACCGUGCGCACUUUCAAUGGCACCAGUACUGCCACCACUACGAGGUCAACCACCACCAAGAAGACAAACUCUACCACUACUGCAAAGUCGACUCAUAAAAGCAAGAGGGCACUCCAGAGGGCUGCUACCAACUCCGCUUCCAGUAUACGCUCUACCUUGGGUUUACUGCUAGUCCCCUCCUUACUCAUCCUUUCCGUUUUCUUUUCGUAA